Naegleria fowleri is the source of this 2586-nucleotide messenger RNA. RefSeq lists its product as uncharacterized. The coding region runs from base 1 to 2586 and encodes 861 amino acids. The record is from RefSeq and is a predicted model, not a curated record. Gene Ontology annotation, molecular function: protein binding; anaphase-promoting complex binding; ubiquitin ligase activator activity. Gene Ontology annotation, cellular component: anaphase-promoting complex. NCBI's taxonomy places the organism in Eukaryota, Heterolobosea, Eutetramitea, Acrasida, Naegleriidae. Gene Ontology annotation, biological process: anaphase-promoting complex-dependent catabolic process; positive regulation of anaphase-promoting complex-dependent catabolic process; positive regulation of ubiquitin protein ligase activity. The transcript has a single exon.
AUGUCCAACCUCCUUCUCACAUCACCCAUUCCAUCUCCUCCUUCAUCACCACAGAAGCAACAACAACGAAAAAGCCAAAAGUUAUGCCACCACCAGUCUUCACCCCAAUCAACGUUGAAUACAUCAAACCUCUCAAACAUGGAUGGUGGUUUUGGAUCUAGGAGUUCCAUGUUGUCAACGAGUACUUCAUCAAUUACGGACUCGCUAUUGUUGAUGAGUCCUAUAUCUUCAUCAUUUUCCAGCAACUAUCGUAACUUUGAGGACUUGUCAAACCUCAAACAACCAAAUUCAACGAUGGUUGCUGACUCUCAACCUCCAAAAACACCGCCAAGAAGCACCCCAUGUACAGCAAUUACUGCUUCACCUUCAUGUCCCCACACAGCUCCAAGCCAUUUACUGACAAGUCCACAAUCUAGAAAUGCAAAAUUUUCACGAGCAACUUCAUUCGCUCACCACCAACAAGAUUCCUCCUUCAUAUUGAGUCCGUCUAAAAAGAGGUUACAUCCUCUCUCGGUACUUUCUCCUCAGUCAUGCCAAAAACCUCUCACUCAAGUUUCAGAUGUCAAUCAUAGAAAUUGCAUGACGGCUUGUAACAAGACAAAUCGAAGGAUCACUGUUGCAUCCAAACCUUCAUGUAUUGUGAAGAAAUUGGACUUUUCCAAUAUUGUUACAUCAUAUAAUGACUGUGAUCAAGAGUGUACAAAUUCUCAAUUACUAUCCCCAUUUUCUCCUAAAUCACUUUCUUCUCCCAAAUCAAACGCAGAUUUAUUUUCACCUACUUCUGGUAAGAGAAGGAAUUACGAAUCCAUCAUGUCUCCAACAAACUCUCUUCAUGCAGAUCGAUUCAUUCCACAACGGUGCACCUCGAGUGAAUUGGAAAUUGCUAAACAUUUAAUGUUCACAUCGAAUGUUCCUUCAACACCUCCCUCUUCCAACUCACAAAGCAGCAACAAUGGUCACAAUAAUGGAAGUUCCACAAUGAACAUGCCCUAUCAAUUCGAAUCAUGUCUCGAAAGUCGAUUACUCGAUUCCACUUCCAAAAUUUCUGAAAAGAAAAUUUUCAAAUUUAAACCCACAAAUUUUCACAGCCUUAAUAUUAGUUGUGGUAGUAUGAUUUCCGUUAAUGGAUCGACAGAAGAAAGUUAUCGAAAUUCAGGCCAAUCAAGAGAUCCCUCUGGUGACACAAACUCCACCUCUUCUGACUCGUGUUUCAACAAUCAAGAAAAUAUUCGAAGAGGUAACAUGUCCUCGUCUGUGGUACUCUCUCCGAAACAUGCACUUCAAACUUCAACAAGUGCUGACUCUAAUAUUCAAAACAAAUUACAGGCUGUCUUUUCGUGCAACAAACAAUUUUCACAAAUGACAGAAAUGGAAAAACGACAGCUUCUGCAAGGUGGCUAUGGUAGUGGCCAUUCCAAGCAACGUGUAAUUUCUUCUCUCCCUGAACGUGUUCUGGAUGCACCCAAAAUGCUGGAUGACUUUUAUUUGAAUUUACUCGAUUGGAGUUCACAAAAUAUACUGGCAGUGGCUCUUUUUGAUACUGUCUACUUGUGGGAUGCCAACAAUGGAAAUAUUCACAUGCUCACCAAAACGAGUGAAGGUUCUCCAGAAGAAGUAGAAACCAAUAUUAACACCAUCACAAGCGUGGCUUGGACUAUGGAUGGAACUCAUCUAGCAGUCGGAACCAAUCACUGUACCAUUGAAUUAUGGAAUGUUGAACGAAAAAAGUUGGUAAGGAAAAUGCUUGGGCAUUGCUCUCGAGUGGGCUCUCUCUCUUGGAAUCCGAAAGGUCCGUUCAUGCUUUCCUCGGGUUCGAGAGAUGGUAAAAUUUUGAAUCAUGAUGUUCGAGUUGGACCUGGUGGGCUCAAUAUUCACUCCACACAUGGUCUAUUCAUGCAACAACAUGAAGCCAUUCCAAACUAUCCCAGCCAAGUCACUUCAGUGUUCACUGGCCAUUCCCAAGAAGUUUGUGGUUUGAAAUGGUCACCCGAUGGAUCUCAACUUGCAUCAGGAGGCAAUGAUAACACUCUCCACAUUUGGGAUGCACAUGCUGCAAGCUUUUCUCCAUCUCUUUUUACUUUUAAUGAACAUGUGGCUGCUGUGAAAGCAUUAGCGUGGUGUCCAUGGCAAGGUCACUUGUUGGCCAGUGGUGGUGGAACAGCUGACCGAAAGAUUCACUUUUGGAGUACUUCGAAUGGAGCUUUAUUGAACAGUGUAGAUACCAAAUCACAAGUGUGUAGUUUAUUGUGGUCCAAAUACGACCGAGAACUCGUUUCUUCCCAUGGGUUUUCACAGAAUCAACUCAUUGUUUGGAAAUAUCCAAGUUUGAGGAAAGUUGCAGAACUCACUGGUCACACGAGUCGCGUCCUUCAUUUGGCUCAAUCUCCGGAUGGCAGUAGUGUGGUAUCUGCAGCAGGAGAUGAAACACUCCGUUUCUGGAGGAUAUUUUCGAGUGCGAGCGAUAUUUUGCAUGCAAGUUGCAGCACGAACCAACUUUCGUAUGGAGCCAAACAAUUUGGAAGAUUUUUCACAUCGAACACUCAGUAUGAAUCUCUUUCCCUAAAUGAUAUGAUGUCUCUCAGAUAA